GAGAAGAAGUAUGGCCAAAAGUUUGUCAAUAGAGGUGAUUUGGUGUUGUAAUUAAACAGUGUUAUAUAUAUUUGGUCUGUUGAAGAUAUCAAAAUUCUUUCUUGCUACUUGCUUGUAUGUGACAGCAUAAUGCAGUUUGCUUUUAUAUUGUUUACAAUUUUUGUUUUUGAGAUUUAUUCUGUAAAAGGAUAUAGGAACUACAUUAGUUUACGAGGAAAAUCAAAUACUGGGCGAGUGUUGGUGAAAAUCAAUGGAACUUGGGGACAGAUCUGCAGCACGAGAUGGUCUAUUAGAGAUGCCACUGUAGCAUGUCGACAGUUAGGCUUCAGUGGUGCACUUGACAAUCAAACAAAGAACAACAUAUCAAUGGAUCGACAUCCUGUUUUACUGAGCAAUGUAAACUGCAAUGGAUCAGAAACAAAUAUAAUGGAUUGCAAAAGCAUAAAAGACCCAACCAGAAUUCAUUGUAGAUCGAAAACUCCCGCAGUUGUCACAUGCGCACUACCUUCACAAAGACCAGAUGCAGACCGACAACCUUGUCUAUCAAAUCAGUUUUUAUGUAAGAGUAAGAAUAUCUGUAUACCUGAAUAUUGGCGAUGUGAUGGACGAAACCAUUGUGGUAACAAUGAAGAUGAACAAAAUUGCGUACCACAUAACUUUUACCCUUCUGAGAAAACUGAAGUUCGUCUAGUUGGUAAAUUGCCAUUUUCUGGACGAUUGGAAGUUAAAUAUGGUAAUGUUUGGGGAACAGUUUGUGAUGAUGGGUUUAGAAGAAGAUCAGCAAAUGUUGUGUGUAGACAACUGGGUUUUCUCUCAGCUGUAUAUCCUUAUCGAAGUCUACCGACGUUGAGAAGUGGUCAAAUCUGGAUGGAUAACGUAAAGUGUAACGGAAGUGAAAAUUCGAUAUUUGAUUGUAUUGGAAAUCCAUUUGGAACCAAUGACUGUGUGCACAAGGAAGAUGUCUGGAUUGCUUGUCAGCCAGGUUGUGGGUAUCAAUUUUUCCCAAUACUAGAAAGAAGUUAUCGGAUCGUUGGAGGACAGGCAGUUACAAGAGGAAGCUGGCCUUGGCAAGCGUCAAUUUUGUUAAUUUUACCCACAGGGAUAGAAGAACCCUACUGUGGAGGAACAUUGAUAGAAAAUCAGUGGGUUCUGACAGCUGCACACUGCUUCGAUAGAUUAAAAGAUGUGUCGAGUGUCCGUGUCAGACUAGGGGACUAUAAUAAGGAUGUUAAUGAAAGUCAAGAACAGGAAUUUAGCAUCAAACAGCUAAUUAAACACAACUGGUAUAGAAUUGGAAGACAUCCAGCUGAUAUAGCAUUGAUCAAGUUGGAUAGACCAGCCAUAACAACAAGAUACGUGCAGAAUAUUUGUUUACCAGGUACAGACACACGUCCAUUUAAUGGAAGUGAUUUCUGUUAUGUGACUGGAUGGGGAGAUACUAGAGGUACAGGCAAUAAAAGCAUAAUGCAGCAAAUAAGAGUUCCAAUAUUUUCAUAUUCUGAUUGUCGAAGUAAAUAUGGGUCGACCUUACCCCCCGGUAUGAUAUGUGCAGGAUACGAGAUGGGAGGAAAAGAUGCAUGCCAGGGUGAUUCCGGAGGACCAUUAAUGUGCAGACGAAAUAAUCAAUGGACUAUAGUAGGGGUUGUAUCCUGGGGAGAUGGGUGUGGCCGUAUGAAUAAGCCGGGUGUUUAUACUGAAGUAUCGACUUACGUAAAAUGGAUACUCAAUAUUAUUCACCCUCCCCCAACAACUCCGGGCAUAUCUCAUAUAUUUGGAUGAGUUCAAUGGACGACGAAAAAGAACUUUUUAUCAAUAUAUGGUCCAUCAAAAUAGCACACAUCCCAACCAAUAUGUAUUCCAAAACAUAAAAUGUGAUUAUAAAUUUUGUUGAAUUCUUAAGAUAUAUUUUUUAUACUUAUCUUUGGAAUACAUUUUUGUACCAAAUAGUAUCAAAUGGUGAUAUAAACAGUGUAAACAAAUUCCAUAAAUACAUGUAUGUUAAUAAGUUAUGAAAUUCAGGUUUAUAGUAAAAAAAAAAUAUUCAUGUCAUUUGGUAGUACUAACCAUAUUUUUCUGGCAAUUGAUAUUACAGUUUAAUCCAGACUGACAACAACAAAACUGUACAAUCGUGGUGUCACAUUUUAUGUGUUUGCUUUAACACCUAUAGCAGAAUGUCUUGUAACAUUCAAAUCUGAAUUUCAUUGUAUGAAUCUCAUAACUGAUAAUGAUUUA
Mytilus trossulus (common blue mussel) is the source of this 2232-nucleotide messenger RNA. RefSeq names its product neurotrypsin-like. Gene Ontology annotation, biological process: proteolysis. Bases 130 to 1779 code for a protein of 549 amino acids. Gene Ontology annotation, cellular component: membrane. NCBI's taxonomy places the organism in Eukaryota, Metazoa, Mollusca, Bivalvia, Mytilida, Mytilidae. The transcript is spliced from 12 exons. The record is from RefSeq and is a predicted model, not a curated record. Gene Ontology annotation, molecular function: serine-type endopeptidase activity; protein binding.